Penaeus chinensis is the source of this 4993-nucleotide messenger RNA. RefSeq names its product tyrosine-protein kinase JAK2-like (gene hop). Gene Ontology annotation, molecular function: ATP binding; non-membrane spanning protein tyrosine kinase activity; cytokine receptor binding. Lineage: Eukaryota; Metazoa; Arthropoda; Malacostraca; Decapoda; Penaeidae. The record is from RefSeq and is a predicted model, not a curated record. The transcript is spliced from 22 exons. Gene Ontology annotation, cellular component: membrane; cytosol; cytoskeleton. Gene Ontology annotation, biological process: peptidyl-tyrosine phosphorylation; cell surface receptor signaling pathway via JAK-STAT; cell differentiation.
CCCUCCCCCGCCCCCGCCCCCGCUAAUCAGGAAUUGCGCCUACGACGCGACAGCCAGCGAGCAGCGAGAAAUUCGCCUUCAUGACGUUACUGGCGAUUUAAACGUUUAUUUUGAGGAGGCGACUUCAUUGCCACACUAGGGAUUAUUGUUGCAUGGUCCAGGAUUCUGAUACAAAAUGCUGACAAUCAGCUUCUACGGGAGUCAGCCACCGCUCAAGAUGCCGGCUGACUCAGACCAGACCGUGGAAGAUCUUAUCAUUGCUGCAGCACGGGUCUUGGAGAUAGGGCCAGUGUGCCGUCACCUCUUUGGCCUGCGGUGUCCUGAUGGCCUGUGGCUGGCCAUCUCUAAGAAGUUGUCGUCACUACCAGACAACAUAAACUUGCUGUUCCGAUUGCGUUUCAAGGCCCACUCCUUACAGAGAUUGAAGAGUCUGGAUCCUAGUGCUUUUGAAUAUCUAUUUAAUCAGGUUCGAGCAGACUUCCACGCCAGUGAAAUACCUGAAUUGAUAAAACACCCUGAAGAUGGCCUGGGCUUGGUUGUGACAGACAUUUUGCUGUAUCUGCUGAAUAACCCAACUAAAAAAGUGGAAAAUGUGGAUAUCAAAAGUUUCAUGCCAAAAGAGUUGAAUGGGUUUGCCAAUAGACUCAAUGUAAAGAAAAAUGUGGUCCAUUAUUUUGACACCUGGAGAGAUAAAGACGCUUCUUUUGUGCAUGAACGAUACCUUUCUAAGGUUGAAGAAAAACGAUGCAGUUAUGGCACUGAAGAAUAUGUGCUCCUGAUGGAUGAGGCUGGGAAAGACUACAACAUCAGACUAGUCAUAGAUCCUUUCCAUUCUGAAUACCCUGGUCUGCGCUAUACAUAUGCUUCUCAGAGGAAAGGGGCAUGGAUACAACUUUGCCGCUUGGAUGAACUUGUGUUUGUGUCGACGAGGUUUCAGGACCUUACUGUUGAACUGUCCAGAGAAACAGGUGUCCCCUGUUAUUUCAAACUGCAGACGUUAGAGCAGCUUGAGUCUUUUGUAGGCUGCUUGAAUGGAUACUACCGUCUCAUACGCAAUUGGAAUUUUGAUUUGUGCCAAGAAUUGUCAACACCUUCUCUUCUUUAUCUUCGUAGCAAUAAAUGCCAUGGACCAGUAGGAAAGCUAUUUUCAGCCAAGAAGCUGAAGGAGAAGGGAGGAGGAGAAGUUGGUAUUGGUUUGUUGAGGGAGUCCACAACAAAACACGAGAUGUACAAAUUAGAUAUCAUUGUAGAAGCAAAUAAACCUCCUAUAACUGUUACCAUAGACAGAGAGGGUGGGAAGGUUCAUCUUGAAGGUAAAAAAGAAGAAUUACAUGACAGCCUUAAAAACCUUCUGCGAGAUUUGAUCUUAAAAGACCAACUAGGAGUCAAGCUUUCGAGGAUAUUACCACCAUCCGACUAUGAUUACGCCGAGCUGCUCCUUGUGUGUGCCAGUAAGGACAAGCAAGUUCAGAACAACAGCCAGUCCGGGCCUAGGAUCAUAAGUAUGGACCACCUAACUUCAACAAGACAAAACAUCAAACGAGGUCAGUUCUCAGCCUUGAUUAGAGCGAGAUGGAACGGGCUGGAAGACUCGGAUGUGGCAGUGAAGAUUCCCAAACUCCAGAAUGAGUCUGAGAAGGAAUCAUUCUUAGCUGUGAUUGACAAGUUUGCCUUCGUCAGCUGCGAGUGCAUCGUGCACAUUUUUGGGGUAACGCUGAACCCCCUGUCACUGGUCAUGGAGUUCUUCCCAUUAGGAGACCUCAGUUCGUAUCUUCAGCAGAAUAAAAGCAUAGAAGAGGUUGAGCUUGUGGAAGCAGCAACACACUUGGCACGAGCACUUUGGUAUCUGAACCAAGAGGGUGUUCAGCAUAACAACAUUCGCUGUCACAACAUCUUGGUGGCAGAGCACACAGAUCAAACUUUUAAGGUCAAACUUGGUGAUCCGGGAAUGGUCAGAUGCACUGAGAAAGAUAUUCACUGGAUCCCAAGAGAACAUCACUCACAUCCGGCAAUGGCAGUUAGUGAUGUCACGACUGACAUAUGGGCUUUUAGCACAACCCUGUGGCAAAUAUUUUCCAAAGGGAAAGAGCCAUUACCAGGUGCUGACUUGGAAGAGGUCCGUAAGCUUUAUGAAAUGGGACAUAUGUUGCCACGGCCUGAUCUCUGUCCUCUUGACUUGUACAAGGUCAUGGAGAGAUGUUGGUCUCGAGAUCCCCAAGCAAGACGGCAGCCACAAGCUAUCAUGCGAGAUGUGAACCAAAUUCUAUACCAAGUUUUCAAUUCAAGGAAGAAGCACUCCUACCAGACAAUCUAUCGUGCAAGUUCGUCAACAACAGAGAUUGAAGUAGAGGAAGACACCAGCAAUGAUAUGGAUGAUUAUAAUAGUUCCAUCACGACGCAGGUCACGACGCUGACUCUCUCCGACGGCACCACUUCAGAGUUUGUCGUGAACAAGGUAUCGGACACUUUUGUUGAUGACCUCAUCUCCAUAGGAUCUGAUUUUUAUCCUUUGCCGAUGGCCUACAACAAUGUCUACACUGAAUCAGAUUCUCCUGAGGCGGCAUCUCCUAGCCUUACUGAAACCCUGACAAGGUGCGGGAGAGAACUAUAGAAAUUAGACCACAAGAAUGUGGUGAAGUUGUGUGGCCUAUGUGAAGGAGAUGGAGAAGAGCUAUACAUGAUUAUGGAGUAUUUGAAGGAAGGGUCUCUGAAAGCUUACAUUCUCCGAUGCACUGAUCAUAUCACAGAUAGACACCUUCUCAAGUUUGCUUUGGAUAUUGCAGAGGGGAUGGACUAUCUUGAACAAAAGAGAAUCAUUCACCGUGAUCUUGCAGCUCGCAAUGUCCUUGUUGCUGAUGAAAACACUGUCAAGAUUACUGACUUUGGUCUAGCUCAACAGCCAAAUAAGGGAAAUUACUAUAUUCGCCAAACUGUGAGAGCUUUACCAUUAGGAUGGUAUGCUCUUGAAUGCAUUGAGAAUGAGCAGUAUUCGCACAAGAGUGAUGUCUGGUCUUUUGGCGUGACCUGCUGGGAGAUGUUUACUCGUGGUGCUGAGCCUGACCUUCCAGAAGAGUCUGAUGUACUCAUAAAGGCCCUGAAACUUGGCAGACGACUGAACUGCAAGGGCCCAUGCAGGACGAACAUCUACUCCAAAUUAAUACGCAUUUGUUGGGAUCAGGAGCCAGCUGGCCGUCCCAAUUUCUCCGACCUUAUAAUAACUAUCAAGGAACUGCAAGAGGAAUACAUGUGAUUGCAAGUAAAGAGCUUUGGCUUAAUUGAGUUCAGAGAAUUAGUGAUAUUUCUUCUGUCCAUUCAAUUUACAGCUGUCAUAGCAGACCUACAUCAGGAAUACUGGUUGUUGACUAUUUAUUUUUUCUCAUUUUUUAACUCGAUAGUUUUCUGUAAUAGGGAAGGUAUAUUGUUAUAUUAUGUCAGAAAUAUUUAAUCUUGUUUGAUCAAGCUGUCAGUGUCAAGAUGUUAUUACGUGACAUUUACAUUUCCUAUUCUGCAUGGCUGUUGCAGUGUCUUGUUAUUCUGAAGUAAUUUCCCAGCUAUAGUAUUAUUAUUUUGUCUGAAUACUGUAGCUUGUGUUUUGUGAUACCCUCCAAAGAAUUAAGACUUUUUGUAUCGAGUGUCUGGAAAGUAGAUACAUUGUAAAAUAUCAUUGGAACUGGCAAGUACUUGGUUUCUUUUGCAGUUUUGCAAUUAUAUCUUUCUGUAAAUUUUUUGAUUUAAAUUCGAAGUAUUUUUAGAGAAACAAUAUUACCAAUAUAAGGUGCAAUGAUUUUGUAAUUUUAAUAGAAUUUAUUAAUUUGGUGUUAUAUUUCUUCCUUAUUGUAUUUUAGAAAUGUUCUAUUUUAUUGAAGAUCAUUCUGGUGUAGAGAAUGCUGGUCAGAGGGCUUAUUUUUUCUUGUAAAGUAUGGCUUUGUGUGUAUGCGCACAUUAUCUCAACUCUAUUUUCAUAAAAGACAUUACUUGAAUAUUUCUGAUACUGCAGUAUGAUUAUUGUCAUACUGGCAAAGCAAAAUUAUUUUUUACAACAUGAUUUUUUUGGGAAAAGUGCUGAGGAUUUAGACUGUAGAGUCAGAUUAUAGUAAUCAAAUAUAUAUUUAUAAAUAGCUUUAAUUGCCUCUUGCUUUACACAAAGUGGAUGUAUAUAUGAUAUAACAUUCAGAGGCAUAUAUGGAACACAAUUGUAUGUACGUUAACGUAAUAAAAUACAUUCCUACUUAUGUCGUGCAAAUGCAGUUAUUGUGAUUUGAUUUUAUUGUCACUCAUGAUGUACAUGUUCAGUAAGUUAGCAGAAGUCCUUAAAGAAGUUAUAGCUAAUGUUCUAUACAUCCUUUUUGAUGAUAUUUUGGAAUCAAGUGAUUUUAUGAAAUUCUCACUGCAUAUAAAGUUGCAUUUCAUCAAUUUUUAUGCACACUUUGAAUUUUUUUUUUCUUUACUAGUAAAUUUUAAUAUAUUUGAAGGUAGAAGUCCCAUUUUUUCAUACUGAUAUUUACCCUUAAGCUGCAUAAAUGUCUAUGCAGUAGGACCUGGAUGUAUGAAUGUCGUGCAUAACAUUCUUGUUUUGCAGUCACAUCUAAAUAGCCAGUGGACCUGAAAUUGUUUUAAUUGCUACUAGAGGGCAGUCUCAGGGCACCCUACAAGGGCAGACAGAAGGACAGCUAGCAUGCCAGCUUUUCUGUAGUAAACAUGUUUAACCCACAUCCAUCAGACAGCUGCAGUGAGGGGGGAGGAAGUGGCUGCAGGUAUCAGUUUUAUUAUUGCUAUAAGGUAAUAAGAGCAGAGUAUGAGCCAGUAACUCAUCCGUGACAAAACAGACAGCCAGAUAAUCAGGAAUAAUUCAGAUUCUGAUAGACAAGACUGUAUGAGGGUUGACUAGAGUAAAAUGAUGAAUGAACAAAAACUUUUUCACUUUCUUGUAUACCUUUUGUAUGUUAUAUUGAACAACAGGAACAGCAGCAGCAGCAGCAACAAUAACCACAAC